GGGGGGCGGGGGGGGGGGAGACGCAGGGGAAGGAUAAAUUCCACGUUCAGGCGACGCCGGAGGGGGGCGGGGUGGGGGGAAGCGGAACCGUAACGGAUUCAAUGGGGCAUCGAAUCCGGUGGAGAAGCUCACGGUCCUCUCCACUUGGGUGAAGACUGGGUUGCGACCCUCGCGACUUCCGCAGGACCGAAGCGAGCGCCGUGGUUUGGGGGCGGGGCAACCAUUUAGACCCUGGGGCACCUGGAGCACCCUGUAAGGUGCCGAGUGGUCCCUGCUGUGCGCAGGCGCAGGCUGGUCCGCGAGACCCGGCCCACCCGGGACGGGGAGGAAAGGGAGGGGGCGGGGGUGGAAUCGGGGGAGGAGGAGCCCGAGGCUCUCGGAGUCUCCAUCCCGAGCUCAGGCCGCAUCUCAGACCAGGUAGAGGUGCGGAAGGAGGCCCCAGAACGGCUGGGAGCUUCACGGUCAACUAUGAUGGACACUUUAGAAGAAGAGAACUUCGCGCUGGCCAUUUCUUCCGCUUCUGAUGCAGAAUUUGAUGCAGUAGUUGGAUGUAUAGAGGACAUUAUCAUGGAUGGUGAGUUCCAGUUAUUACAGAGAAACUUCAUGGAAAAGUACUACCGAGAGUUCGAAGACACAGAAGAAAACAAACUCAUCUAUACCCCUAUUUUUAAUGAAUACAUCUCUUUGGUCGAAAAAUAUAUUGAAGAACAGCUGCUCGAGAGGAUUCCUGGGUUUAACAUGGCAACUUUCACUACAACAUUACAACAGCAUAAAGAUGAAGUAGCAGGUGAUAUAUUUGACAUGCUGCUCACAUUUACGGAUUUCCUGGCCUUCAAAGAAAUGUUUUUGGACUACAGAGCUGAAAAAGAAGGCCGAAGUCUGGACUUAAGCAGUGGUUUAGUGGUGACAUCAUUAUGCAAGUCAUCUUCCAUACCUGCUUCUCAGAACAAUUUACGACAUUAGUUCACGUUCUCUGGAUGAGAGUUUAUCAUCUCGGACAUUCUGAACUUGAAGGAUGGUGAGUGACCACAGCGUGAUGAACAACGUGCUUAGCGAUGGCGGAAUACAGCUGGAAAAGACUGACCUUGUUCUGGUGCUUUUAAUUAAUGCUAAGUGUAGAGUGAUCAUAAAGAACCCUGCUGGAAUAUUGGCUUCUCUCAAAAUAUCCCCGUUAGCCCUAGUAUGGCGGGCAGAGCUGCCUCAACCCCUGGGUGCUCAGGACAGUGAGGGAAAGAGGACUGGUGUGUGUGUGUGUGUGUGUGUGUGUGUACACUGCAUUCACUUAGGGGUGAAAUUACAUUGCCUAUUUCAGCUGUCACUCCCUUUCAGUAUAUUGGGGGGGGGAUGACACCCAGGAUGAGUGUGUUAGCAACACAUGUUUGUUUCUCUUAAAUCAAAACAUUACAUUGCAUGUUUUCCAUCUCAGAUAUGAACAGGUUUUCCACACACAUCUUUGUGACACAAGGCCGUCUUUGCCUGGUACACAUUUCAACCCAAGGAAUUCUACUCCUAUAUGUUUUAUGGUGUCUUUUUGAAUAGUGUUUGUUCACCUACAGACAGUUAUGCAACCCCAGCUCAUUUGUGUAGGAAUUUAUGUAUUAGAAACAUUGGGGAACACAGGGUUUGGCUGGGAGUUUUCCCCCAAACUAAAAAGCUGUUUGCCUAGAAGUAAAAUAUAUAAACCACCUCGUAAUCUUAGGUUUGUAAAAAUCUUGUGACCUCAGCAUGACCUUGUACUGGUCCUCAUAGCAGCAGUCUCAUUAUGUCUAGCCAAAGCACCCUUUGAAAGUACAGUGUACAUUUUAGCAGCAAAUUCCAAGAUAUUGUGAAUUUGGUUUGGGCCCUUCUGUGAAUGUCCAGUUAAGAAGAAGGCUAAGUAUUAUGUUGUAAAGUUUUUUAGGUUUAAAGUAUUCUUGGGUGAAAAGUUAUCCUAUAUUGUUAUUCCAUUUUGUCAAACCCUACAAGUUACAUACUGAGGUCUGAUUUAUAUUGGAAAAGAGGGACUGAAACGUGUGCUUUUUUUAUAAUGCUCCCAUGGUUAGUGUAAAUUUGUUAAAGUCCUGUGCAUCAGAGAUCAAUUUUUCCUGCAAAAAGAGUUGAAGUCCUAAACUUGUUAAUAUUCUCUCUCCUCUUAAAACCUCUCCUCCCAAGAUAGUGUUCCACUGGUCCACAUGUGAGUAAGCAAGAAAGAGGAGGAAGUAGGCAAAAGCUUGAAUUAUCAUCUCUUCUUUUUUCAGUUUAGGAAAAUGUUCAGUUUUCCUAAAAAGCAGAGCUCUAAAAGCAAAGUUUGAAUUAUUAUCUCUGCUUUAUUCAGUUUAGGAAAAUGUUUGAUUUCUCUAAUAACUUUCAAGGUACUGAUAAGAAAAUGCAUACAUUUGUCAAAACACUUUGGAGAAAAGAUAAUAAGUGGCUAUCUGACUGAGCUUUAAAUUGAAAACAAGACUGUUGAAUUUUAAUUUGACUGUUCCUGUUUUAAGGCAUGGACUGAAGAUUGUAUAUACAUAUGUGUCAUGUAUUGAGAAACAUGGAUUGGGUUGAUUUUUUUUUUUACUAUAAGUGUAAUCUGACACACUUUGCCAGAACAUCAGAUAUUCAAAUAUUAAAGAUCAUUCUUUCUUUAA
This is a messenger RNA of Trichosurus vulpecula (common brushtail), 2621 nucleotides long. It is a transcript of the gene ARL2BP, whose product is annotated as ADP ribosylation factor like GTPase 2 binding protein. The record is from RefSeq and is a predicted model, not a curated record. Gene Ontology annotation, cellular component: mitochondrial intermembrane space. The transcript has 6 exons. Lineage: Eukaryota; Metazoa; Chordata; Mammalia; Diprotodontia; Phalangeridae. Bases 469 to 963 code for a protein of 164 amino acids. Gene Ontology annotation, biological process: maintenance of protein location in nucleus; positive regulation of tyrosine phosphorylation of STAT protein.